Diachasmimorpha longicaudata is the source of this 2077-nucleotide messenger RNA. RefSeq names its product dolichol kinase (gene Dolk). NCBI's taxonomy places the organism in Eukaryota, Metazoa, Arthropoda, Insecta, Hymenoptera, Braconidae. Gene Ontology annotation, biological process: dolichyl monophosphate biosynthetic process. Gene Ontology annotation, cellular component: endoplasmic reticulum membrane. The record is from RefSeq and is a predicted model, not a curated record. The transcript is spliced from 6 exons. The coding region runs from base 130 to 1632 and encodes 500 amino acids. Gene Ontology annotation, molecular function: dolichol kinase activity.
GACGUAUCGUGCAAUAUGAAACGCCUUCCCCCAUGUAAUAUGGGUAUACUCUGUCUCCUGUAUUACAGCAGCUCAUGUGAAUGACGAACUGGCGGGGGAAAUUAGUGUCAGUGGUGUCAGUGCCAGUUGAUGCUGAGGGUAGAGUGUCUGUCAGUGUUGAGUUUCGACCAGAAUUUUUUUUCUUCAUUAUUGUAUCCAAUUCAGAACACAGAGGCAAUGGAGAUGAUUGCCAUGGGGUACCAAGACAUCGAGAAGAGAAUACUGAAGAAUUUGGAGACCGGGGGAAUAUCACAUCGAGCAAAAGCAAGUGCAGGACUAUGGCUGGGGCCUCUGAUGGGCCUCAGUGCCCUUGCCACAAUACUCAGGGAAGACAACAGCUAUUCAGAAGUAUGUCUACUCGUUGGACUGACUGGAGUGGGAUUAAUAAUAAGCACAGUCUGUCUCUUUGUACAACUGAUAAUUGAUAAAUCACCGAGCAGAGAUUUCCAAAUAAUCUAUUUUUUACCAGCGAGUAUUACGUCAAUGUUGUAUUUACUCGGGGCAAAUAAAGGGUUGCUGACGAGUGUUUUCUGGGGCCUGGGGACUGGCUCUCUGGGGACGUGGGGAGUUCUCCAGUUGAUGUCGUAUUUUUCGAGAUGUUUUACCCUGGGUGAAGCUGUCAUUGUAACACAUGGAAUUAUUUUAUUUUUACUGUCAGCGGGGUCGAAUCUACCCCUCAGAUAUCAUCUACCUCCUCUCCAUGACGAUGACAUAGCGACGACUAUUCUCCAGGUGGGGAUAAUCUUCGUCGGAGUCUGCUGCCUUCUCCCCGGACUAUUUCCAAAAAUUCGACAGAAAAAUUUAUUUUACUCGACAGCAUUGGGAUUAUUGAUCCUCGGGGUUGUCCCAGCAUUGCACAUAUUACUGGACCAAAGUCCCCUCCUGUGGAUGAUUUCGUAUAUUUUUGGGGGCUGGAGAAGGGUUGUGAUGAUAGUUUAUUGGGCAGUCUGUCUGAUUUUAGGAGCUGGUCUUCUAUCACAUCAGAUACAGUCCGAUACACAUGCCAAUACAGUCAAGAGAAAAGGAUUUCAUAUAUUAGCUGUACUUGUAUACAUUCCUGGAUUGCUGUGGGAGCCGACGUUGCUUUAUUUGGCGAGUGGAGUCGUAAUGGGUGUUUUUGUCAUGAUGGAGCUCAUGAGACUGUUGAAAUUGCCACCGUUGGGCGACAUUCUCCAACUAGGAUUCUCCGUCUUCGCAGACGAGAAGGACCACUUGAUUUCGUUGACCCCCUUGUACCUCCUGAGUGGACUAUCCUUUCCCCUGUGGAUGCCGACGAGCAAUCUCGAGAUUCUGCCCCUCCUGAGCGGCGUUUUAACUAUUGGAAUUGGCGAUUCAGCUGCCAGUAUAGUCGGUACAAGGUGGGGUAAAACAAAGUGGCCAGGAUCUGACAAAUCCCUCGAGGGAACAGUCGCCUGUGCCCUCAGUCAACUGACAGUUGUCUAUGGGCUAGCACUACUGGGAUUCAUUCCCCAAUACAUUAUCCUCGUCAGAAGCACACUGUCAAUAAUUGCAGUUUCUUUUAUCGAAGCUCGCACGGACCAAGUUGACAAUCUCCCAUUGCCAAUUAUUCUCUACACAUGUCUCGUUAUUUAAUUUGCUUCGUACAUUCGAUGUGAACAUUCGCUAAAAGUCUGAUAACCACGUUUAGGCUUUAAACUCAAUGGUUCAAUUGUGAUCAUUAAGUUGUUAUUAACAUUUUAUGAGUUGAGCAAUGGACAUGAUUUAUUCAAGCUCGUCUGAUGUCUCGAACAGUGUUGAACAGAAUGAUAAUUCAACUGCUUUUUGGGAUUCCAGAGAGGUGAAAAAUCCUAAAGCUAAUUCUGUUACUUCUCAGUCAUUGUUCCUGUUGAAACAUUCAAUUUUUACGUACUAUUGUUGUUGCUAGCUAAUCACUGAUUCAAAUCAAUCGACAAGCAGAUCUCAAUGGCAUUGAGACGAUUACUGCAUUCCCAUUCGAUAUAUUUUUUAUGUGACUUGAUACUUUUGAUGUUGUUAUAUUGAUCUUGAAAGAUUGAAUAAAAGUAUUUUUCUACGUGAA